This is a messenger RNA of Scleropages formosus (Asian bonytongue), 2088 nucleotides long. RefSeq names its product methyltransferase 15, mitochondrial 12S rRNA N4-cytidine (gene mettl15). The record is from RefSeq and is a predicted model, not a curated record. The coding region runs from base 260 to 1471 and encodes 403 amino acids. Gene Ontology annotation, biological process: rRNA base methylation. Gene Ontology annotation, molecular function: rRNA (cytosine-N4-)-methyltransferase activity. NCBI's taxonomy places the organism in Eukaryota, Metazoa, Chordata, Actinopteri, Osteoglossiformes, Osteoglossidae. The transcript is spliced from 6 exons.
UGUAGUACCAGUUGUGUUUCGUUUACUACGAUCUUAGGCCACAUUUUUUGUGUUUCUCAGAUAAACAUCUGAGCUUUCUGUUUGACUGACUAAUAAAGAAAUGUGAUGCUUCACCUAUACUGAAUAAAAGAUUGCUGUAGGUCUGUCAGUUUCAAAAAAGUAAUAGUAGUAGAGAAAAAAGAACGCCCACAAACGAUUCUAAUCCAGAUGAGGAUUAUGCAGCAUCUUUCUUCAGGAGACACUUUUGGCUGCCAUUACCAUGCAGUCCUGUGGAAGGCCUGCACAGAGCAUGUGGAUAGCUCUUCUUUCUGCGCAUGGCAAAAAGCGACUUCAUAGGAAAACACGGCUUCCACCUAUGCAGUUCUGCGUCUUUUCUUCAGGGUCAUCUGUACAGCAAACUUGCACAGACCUGGACUCCAACUCAACAGUAAAGCAGUUGCACAAACCGGUCAUGUUGAGAGAGGUGGUCAGCUUCUUGGACCUCAAGCCAGGACAGGUUUUCCUGGACAUGACAUUUGGAGCUGGUGGCCACACCAAGGCCAUUUUGAAUGCCACACCUGGUGUGACUGUGUAUGCCCUGGACCGUGACCCUUUAGCUUUUCAAAUGGCCCAACAGCUGUCAGCAGAGCAACUGUCAUCCUCCAGCAGUCGGGUCCACCCUAUACUGGGGCGGUUCAGUGACGUCGUUGACCUUCUUUCACGGCAAGGUGUGCAUCCGGGCAGUCUGGAUGCUGUUCUCCUGGAUGCUGGCUGCUCCUCCAUGCAGCUGGACAACCCAAAAAGGGGCUUCUCCAUCAGCAAGGAUGGGCCACUGGACAUGCGGAUGGAUGAAAACAGGUUCCCUACCAUGCCCGAUGCCGCUGACGUGGUGAAUGCCUUAGAUCAACAGGCACUUGUGUCCAUACUGAGCACGUACGGGGAGGAGAGGUACGCCAAGAAAAUAGCUUCGGCAAUCGUGGCGGCACGCAGCAUCCAGCCCAUCACCAGGACCCAGCAGCUAGCCAGCAUCAUUGCAGGUGCAUUCUCUCCCUCCGUCCUGUAUGCUCGCAAAGACCUACUUCAACGGCCUGCACAUGUGGCCACCAAGACCUUUCAGGCUCUGCGCAUUUUUGUCAAUGAUGAGCUGCAUGAGUUGCACAGUGGACUGCAGGCAGCUGAGAUGUUGCUAGGUUGUGGUGGCCGGCUCUGCGUGCUAACCUUCCAUUCCCUAGAGGACCGUUUGGUCAAGCGCUUCUUGCAUGGCCUGGAUGUGACCGCCCCACCCCGCCGAAGUGUCCGUCAGUGGGUACUUCAGGGAAGGACUAUUGGGGACCAAGAGGAGAAGGAGGAUGAGGAGGACGAGGGGGUGGUGACUGCAAGGAAUGCCUGCUGGGUCUGUGAGCCAAAGAAGGCUAUAAUGCCCCAGGAGGCAGAGCUACAGGAGAAUCCCAGAGGACGCUCAGCCAAGCUCAGGGCAGCUGUGAGGCUGUAGGACCAAGUACAUCCUGUCCUUGUAGGUCCUCAGUAGGAAUCUGUCUCUUAUUACCAGACAGGGAGCUCUGUGCCUGACAGUGUAUGAACACCAUUUAUGUUUUAUAUGGUAGUAUGAUUUAAUGGCUAAUUGGCUGCUUUACAUGCUGCAUUUUUAUGUGUUUCUUUAACUCAAAUGGGAAAAAUGUAAAGUAUGCAAACGGUGUGGUAAAAGGUUUAUUUAUGCAAAAUGGCCUGAAGUAUGCUUACAUGGAAUAUAAGUAUAUUUAUUGGCAAAAGUCUGGGGAAGUUGAGGUGUGUUCUUUCUGUCAUAGUGACUGUUUGUGAUUCCUCCACAUCAGCAAACAGAGCUACGAUAUUUUCAUUACGUUGGGGCAAACAGAAAUCUACCUCUCUGCUGCUGACUUGUUUUAGAUAUAGCUGCUGACAGUUUGGUGAGUUACUUCAUGUUCCCAGAGCCACGAGUAACCACACUUGCACUCAUUCCUGGAAAAGAAUCAGGCCAUCAUACUUAAACCAAGCACACUUUUCAUUUACAUGUUUACUGCACACACUGCCAGUUUUCCAUUUGCUUCAGAAUUACUGAUUUACAAAUUCUGUUACAAAUAUAUAGCUCUU